CAGUACGAACUUUUACUUCGCCAUCAUCUAGUAGCGCAAGUCUGACCUUGAUGCUAACCACGGAUGCUCAAUCUUGUGCGAAAACCCAGUGGGUCGGCUCGACACUUGCAGACUUCUGCUCGAGCAGCUGCACUCGUUCAGAAGCAGAAGCCACAUCAUAACCAUGUACAACCGCGACCUGUCAUCGGCGGAGCUGAGGUGAAACAAGGAAGAGAAAGAGAACGUGACGUAGUCCGAAAAACAGUGAAGCACGUCAAGCGCAAUGAACUUGGAGUUCAGCUCCUUUCUCGGGAACUGCAUUCACAAAUAUUUCGCGACAUCUCUUUUCCAGCACCAUCGAAAGCAUUCGUUCGUAUCGCACAGGAGCAUCUGGAAAUGCAUGGACUAGACCCUAAACAAGGCUCUGUUCUUCCUGAUAUCGGCUUCACCCUCCCACCCCUCUUAGGCUCAAAUAUCGACGAGCAUUUCCACAGAAUCGGCAGUCAGUCCGCUCAACCAUGGCUAAACAUCGCGAGAGAUUUUGCAUCCAACGAACUUCCUCCAAAACCCGAUCAUUGGGACAUACAAUCGGGAUGGACGAAAUAUCACUUCCUUGCUGAUGGUUCGAGCUACAGCGAACAUGUCGACUUCCCGCAAAACGAAGGCAAUGCGGAAGAAGUGCUCACGUUUGACGUAGAAACCAUGCCCACGUAUCAUCCUUAUGCUAUCAUGGCAUGUGCUGCCUCAAAGAAUGCCUGGUACAGUUGGAUAUCGCCUUGGUUGCUGGGAGAAUCGAUUGAGCAACAACACCUCAUCCCGCUGGGGGAUACGCUUUCCCCGCGCGUAGUCGUUGGUCAUAACGUUUGCUACGACAGAGCGCGCAUCUUAGAGGAGUAUAGCUUGCAUGGAACUCAGUCGCGCUUCCUCGAUACGAUGGCUCUGCAUGUUGCAGUGAAGGGGAUAUCUUCGCACCAAAGACCUGCUUGGAUGAAGCACCGCAAGUCCAAAGAGACUCAGAAAGUGCGUCGUGCCGAAGCGGUCGAGGCCGUCGUGGAUCUCAUGCGUAAUACGGAGUUCAAAUACGACCAGGAGGAUGAUGAAACCAAACGAGAAGAGCUCCGCCGUCUCCGUGCUGAUCUCGAGGAGAGCCUUCCGCAGCUCGAAGCUGCCGAUGCCGAUGCCGUAGAGGCUGAUCUCUCAAGUAAGCGCUGGGAAGACCUGACGUCUGCCAAUUCGCUGGCUGAUGUCGCCAAGCUGCACUGCAAUAUCGAUAUGGACAAAGAAAUUAGGAACGACUUUAUGAAGUUGACCCCAGAAGAAAUAAAGGACAAUGUUCACGACUAUCUCAACUACUGCGCGCAAGAUGUUUUCGUUACUCAUGCCGUCUUUUCCAAGGUCCUUCCCGCUUUCCUUGACCGCUGCCCGAGUCCCGUUUCAUUCGCCGGCGUUCUCGCGAUGGGUUCCAGUUUCUUGACGGUGAACGAGUCCUGGGAAUCAUAUCUUGCGGAUGCAGAUAGAGUCUACAAGGAGUUAGAUGGGAAAGUGAAAAGGCGCCUUGUCGAGCUUGCGGAGCAAGCCAAGGAUAGGGCGAGGGAUGACUCUUUGAAGGAUGAUCCUUGGCUCUCUCAACUAGAUUGGUCACCCAAAGUAGCCGGGAAAUCUAGGGGUGUCGUGCCGGAUGAAGAGCUUGACUCCACAGCAGCGUGCCCAUCUGUUCCCGCUUCUUCCUCCCGACGUAAGAAGUCCCCUCCUAAGGAACCCAAACCAAAGGUAUUUUGGCCGAAGUGGUACUGGGAUCUCGCAAAACCCAAGAAAGACAUGCCUCCCGGCACGCUGGAUAUCACAGUACGGAAUCGCAUUGCUCCCAUUCUUCUUUGUUUGUCCUGGCAAGGCUGGCCGCUCUUCUACUCCCGGGAACACGGUUGGACCUUCCGCGUCUCUGGGGACGCCGAUUUUCCUACCCGCUUUUCUCAGCUCGAUUUCUAUGAUCCUGCGGACGACGCCCUACAAGAUAUGCGUCUGAAGGGAGGUUUUGUCUUCUACAAGUUACCACAUAAAGACGGGGAGAAGGCAAACGUAGGCAGUCCGCUUGGGAAAACGUUCAUGAAAUAUGCACAGGAUGGGACGCUUACAAGCCCCGGAGACGAAGCGAAGGAUGCGCUGGACAUGAACGCGCAGUGCAGCUAUUGGAUCAGCGCACGCGAUCGCAUCUUAAAUCAGAUGGUAGUCUGGCAGCGGGGAGCGUUAGAUCUACAGUUCAAACCACCUGGAUCUUCCGACGAACCCCAGAAAUGGGGUAUCAUCCUUCCCCAGGUGAUUACAAUGGGCACUGUGACGCGCCGCGCUAUCGAGAGGACGUGGCUCACGGCGAGCAACGCGAAGAAAAACCGCGUUGGUUCAGAGCUCAAAGCCAUGGUGCGCGCACCUAAGGGGUAUGCCAUCGUUGGCGCGGAUGUAGAUUCGGAAGAGCUGUGGAUUUCGAGCUGUAUCGGCGACGCACAGUUUGGAUUACACGGUGCUACGGCUCUUGGAUGGAUGACCCUCGAAGGCACCAAAGCCGCGGGAACAGAUCUUCAUUCAAAGACAGCGAGCAUCCUCGGUAUCUCUCGUGACCAAGCAAAAGUGUUCAACUAUUCCCGAAUCUAUGGUGCUGGGAUGCGACACGCAGUCCUGCUCCUUCUACAGUCGAAUGCCGGUAUGCUGCCCGAACAAGCUCAACGCCUCGCAGAAAAUUUGUACGCAUCAACUAAAGGCAAGAACACACAUCGCACGGAUUUAUUUGGAAGGAAAUUCUGGUUUGGUGGGACGGAGAGUUUCGUGUUCAACAAGCUGGAAGAGAUCGCGCUUUCUGAUCAACCACGAACUCCAGCCCUCGGAUGCGGAAUCACAGCAUGCUCUUCCUCUGGUGUCGACUACUUGCAUCUUCUCAUUGUCGCAAUGGACCAUCUGGUCAGACAAUAUGGUAUCAAGGCGCGUUAUCUUAUCUCGGUGCACGACGAGUUACGUUACUUGGUUGCCGAAGAAGAUCGCUAUCGAGCUGCACUCGCGCUACAGAUCGCCAACCUAUGGACGCGGAGCCUUUUUGCCUUUAAAUUAGGAAUGGAUGACCUGCCUCAGGGGGUCGCGUUCUUCUCAGCCGUUGAUAUCGACAAGGUACUCAGGAAGGAGGUCGAUAUGCCAUGUGUCACGCCUUCUCAUCCUGAUCCUAUUCCCUGUGGAGAAAGUUUAGGUAUUUCCGACAUUCUAGAUAAGACAAACAGCGGUUCCUUGUGGAAAGAUGGACGCCCCAUGAUCGCGGACUCUCUGACUUCCAAAGCGUCCUACCAGCAUGACAAUGGCUACGAGCCUCCUAGCUGCCUUAUCCAUCGCGCUGAGAGCGCGGCUUGGCUACGCGCCCAAGCUACCUCCGAGUUCCCUGAAAUUAAGCAUCUUGCGCAAACAUCAGGGCAGGUGACCGAUACCAGGAUCAGCGGUUCCCAGAAUGGUAAUGAAGGAAAAAAGCGCGGGCGUCCGGUGAAACAUGCUUCCAUGGAGCUGGGUGACUGGGAGGCGAUGCAAGAAGUGUUGAAAUCAGGGAACCUACGCUGAAGUCUAGCACCUGACGUACCGACGGAUCAUGCUCACACGGAUAUCUUAUCAUUGCUGUAUAUUUUAAAUUAGACCUUGCAUAAUAUUAGAGUAGCCUUUUUCGUGGACUGCGAGAUCCGGUUCGACUGUUUACAGUA
This is a messenger RNA of Suillus discolor, 3704 nucleotides long. Its product is annotated as DNA polymerase family A-domain-containing protein. Bases 64 to 3567 code for a protein of 1167 amino acids. Gene Ontology annotation, biological process: mitochondrial DNA replication. Gene Ontology annotation, cellular component: mitochondrion; gamma DNA polymerase complex. The record is from RefSeq and is a predicted model, not a curated record. NCBI's taxonomy places the organism in Eukaryota, Fungi, Basidiomycota, Agaricomycetes, Boletales, Suillaceae. The transcript has 4 exons. Gene Ontology annotation, molecular function: 3'-5' exonuclease activity; DNA-directed DNA polymerase activity; DNA binding.